CGUUUACUUCAAAAGAUUAAUUCAUUCUGCUACGUGAAAUCCUUUUACGGAGGACGUCGACGCGCCGCCGUGAACUAGCGUCUUGCUAAGCAAUUUGGGCCCGUGAGCAAUUUGUUUUACGUAACUAGUCAUAAUUGAGGAGAUCGGGUGGAGAUGGAGCCAUCGAAAGUGCUGGACGCACUAAAUGACAUUAGCGUAAAAGUGGCCAUUGGUGUUGCUGGAACCGCUGCAGCGGGCGCUGCAAUUAUCAUGCCAAACCGCCAACAGGUGGAGGCAGCAUCAACUGAGAUGUACGGGAGGCCCACAUCGCAACUCCUCCCGAAUGAGCGUCGCACUGCGGAGUUCUGUGCGGGCUACCGCCGAUGGAAGGGCUUUGUGGACAACAACAUCUACAGCUGGACACGGAAACUGCCGGGCAGCACCGCGCCUAUUGUGAACCCCUACAAGGGGCCGCGGCGGCCAGUUCGCCAGCAGCGGGCGGAGGAGGCGGAAGGUGCUGCUGUCAAGGAGUAGGUCUGACGCAAGCGUUGGCUGUAGGACAACAAGAGUUGGCGGAGGGAGCUGCUGUGUGGCAGGCGGAUUGCUGCAGCUGCUACUAACACCAGUAGCACCAGCCUGUGCCAGCAUGCCUGGCGGUCGCUGCCGGGCUGUUCCAGGUAGUGACGAGGAGUGGUGUGUGUCGAGGGCGG
Molecule: messenger RNA, 689 nt
Organism: Astrephomene gubernaculifera
Lineage: Eukaryota; Viridiplantae; Chlorophyta; Chlorophyceae; Chlamydomonadales; Astrephomenaceae
Source: the annotation of a GenBank genome assembly